AUGGGUCGGUUGCAAAAGAUUCUCAUUCCCUUUUUGGGAUUGGUUUUGGCCUUCUGGUUUUAUUCUGCGAGGGAGACUUUCAAACCGGAGAUGCUGAAAGGAAAGCGUGUGAUUGUCACUGGAGCGAGCACUGGAAUUGGAGAGCAGAUGGCGUAUCACCUGGCGCGGAUGGGAUCCCACAUCCUGAUCACAGCACGGACAGAGGCCAAGCUUCAGAAAGUGGUGGAGCGGUGCCUGGAGCUGGGGGCAGCCUCGGCGCAGUACGUCAGCGGCACCAUGGAGGACACGACCUUCGCCCAGCACGUGGUGAAGGAGGCAGAGACCUUGCUGGGAGGCCUAGACAUGCUGAUUCUUAACCAUGUCGGCACAUCGUACUUUGGGUAUUUCAACGGGGACGUUGGGCACGUACGAAAGCUCCUGGAGAUCAACUUCCUCAGCUACGUGGCGAUGACGGUGUCUGCUCUGCCCCUGCUGAAGGAGAGCGAGGGCAGCAUCGUAGUGGUUUCAUCUAUGGCAGGUAAAGUCGGGUUUCCCUUUACGGUCCCCUACUCUGCAACUAAGUUUGCCUUGGACGGAUUUUUCAGCUCCCUGAGGCAGGAAUUCAGCAUUCAGAACAUUAAUGUUUCCAUCACACUCUGCAUCCUUGGCUUCAUCGAUACUG
This is a messenger RNA of Eurypyga helias (sunbittern), 661 nucleotides long. RefSeq names its product hydroxysteroid (11-beta) dehydrogenase 1 (gene HSD11B1). Gene Ontology annotation, molecular function: steroid binding; 11-beta-hydroxysteroid dehydrogenase (NADP+) activity. The transcript has 5 exons. The record is from RefSeq and is a predicted model, not a curated record. Gene Ontology annotation, biological process: steroid catabolic process. NCBI's taxonomy places the organism in Eukaryota, Metazoa, Chordata, Aves, Eurypygiformes, Eurypygidae. Gene Ontology annotation, cellular component: intracellular membrane-bounded organelle; endoplasmic reticulum membrane. The annotation marks the transcript as partial.